This is a messenger RNA of Polychytrium aggregatum, 642 nucleotides long. RefSeq names its product CTLH/CRA C-terminal to lish motif domain-containing protein. Gene Ontology annotation, molecular function: protein binding. The record is from RefSeq and is a predicted model, not a curated record. Bases 1 to 642 code for a protein of 213 amino acids. Gene Ontology annotation, cellular component: nucleus; cytoplasm. Gene Ontology annotation, biological process: proteasome-mediated ubiquitin-dependent protein catabolic process. NCBI's taxonomy places the organism in Eukaryota, Fungi, Chytridiomycota, Chytridiomycetes, Polychytriales. The transcript is spliced from 5 exons.
AUGUCCGAGGUUCAGAUCAACAAAACCGACAUCAACAAGCUGAUCAUGAACUACCUGGUCAUCGAAGGGUACAAGGACGCUGCCGAAAAGUUUCACUUCGAGACGGGCAUCGAGCCCAAUGUCGAUCUGUCGUCGAUCGAAGACCGCAUGUAUAUCCGCAACGCCCUUCAUAUCGGAAACGUUGACGAGGCUAUCGAACGUGUCAACGACCUGGAUCCAGAGAUCCUGGACUCCAACCCAAAGCUAUUUUUCCAUCUCCAGCAGCAAAAGUUCAUCGAGCUGAUCCGCUCUGGGAACACGGAGCAAGCCCUGGAGUUUGCUCAGGAGGAACUGGCCCCACGCGGCGAGGAAAACCCCGAGUUUCUGGAGGAGCUCGAGCGGACCAUGGCCCUCUUUGCCUUUGAAGACACAUCUUCAUCGCCGGUCGGCGACCUGCUCGACAAUACGCAGCGACAAAGGACCGCCAACGAGCUGAACUCGGCCAUUCUCACGGCCCAGUGCCAAGAGAAGGACCCCAAGCUCCCGUCGUUACUGAAGAUGCUAGUUUGGGCUCAGACCCAACUCGAGGAAAAGGCGGUCUUUCCCAAAGUGAGGGAUUUUGUCACCGCCAAGCUGGAGGAUCCUGUGCCGUCUGCGCAAUGA